This is a messenger RNA of Leptosomus discolor (cuckoo roller), 1159 nucleotides long. The record is from RefSeq and is a predicted model, not a curated record. NCBI's taxonomy places the organism in Eukaryota, Metazoa, Chordata, Aves, Leptosomiformes, Leptosomidae.
AUGUACCUGUUUCACAGAAGGGGAAACCAUGAAGUUUACCAGGGAAAACAACGGAGCUGCCUAAAUAUCUGGCUAAUUUUAUGCUUGUUUCCAAGUACCUGUGUAUCAAAUCCUUCAAAACCUAAUUUUUUACUGAUACUGGCUGAUGAUCUUGGUAUUGGAGAUGUGGGUUGCUAUGGCAAUGAUACAAUAAGGACCCCUAACAUUGAUGGCCUGGCAAAGGAAGGAGUGAGACUUACUCAGCACAUUGCUGCAGCUGCUGUCUGUACCCCGAGCAGAGCAGCUUUCCUGACUGGCAGAUACCCCAUCAGAUCAGGCAUGGCAUCUGGCAAUCAACGGCGGAUUCUCUUUUGGAAUGGGUGUUCUGGUGGGCUCCCACCAAAUGAAACUACUUUCGCCAGAAUACUGCACCAGCAAGGUUAUUCUACAGCACUUGUAGGGAAGUGGCAUAUGGGUGUGAACUGCAAAUCCCGCCGUGAUCACUGCCACCAUCCUUUAAAUCAUGGCUUUGAUUAUUUUUAUGGCAUGCCUUUUACCCUUCUGAAUGAGUGUCAAGGCACAGACGACCCUGAACUGGCCAAGUCUAUGCAAGAUACAUAUUGGCUUUACACACAGAUGAUCAUCCUUGCAGUGCUUACUCUUUUGAUUGGAAAACUUACCAAUUUAUUCUCAGUAAAAUGGAAAAUAAUCACAUGUCUGGCCAUCUGUGGUCUCCUGUAUUUCAUCUCCUGGUUCUCCAGCUAUGGUUUCACCAGAUACUGGAACUGCAUCCUGAUGAGAAACCAUAAUAUCACCGAACAACCAAUGAAUCUAGAAAAAACUACUUCUAAUAUGCUGAAGGAGGCAACUACAUUCAUUGAAAGAAACAAGCAUAGACCAUUUCUUCUCUUUGUUUCCCUUUUACAUGUUCACACCCCUCUCAUUACCACAGAGAAGUUUCAGGGAAGAAGCAGGCAUGGCCUAUAUGGAGAUAAUGUAGAGGAGAUGGACUGGAUGGUGGGCAGGCUUCUGGAUGUUAUUGACAAAGAAGGUUUGAAGAAUACUACAUUUAUUUAUUUUGCAUCUGAUCAUGGAGGAUCCUUAGAGGCUCACAGAGGAAAUGCUCAGUUGGGUGGAUGGAAUGGGAUCUAUAAAGGUAAAAUUUCACCAAUGUGUACAU